UUGACUAACUGUAAGGUUGAAUCAACUGUACGGGUACCUGAAAGUCAGUGUUCAUCCUGUUUCCUGCUGCGUCUGAUAGGAGAGGAAGUUUCCAAAGUUUAUUUCCAAAGACAUGGAGCUGAUGUACGUGGAGGAGCUCAGGUCAUCCGUUAACCUGCUGAUGGCUAACCUGGAGAGCCAGCCUGUGGCCAAAGACUUCAAGCCCAAAAUCAAGCCCAAACUCACACCCAUGAACAGCUUCCUGGAUAUCGGCGAUGAGAACGACUUGCCUCUCUCCAAAUCUGACGUAGUGCUGACGUUUUCUCUGGAGAUUGUGAUCAUUGAGGUGCAGGGGCUGAAAUCCGUUGCUCCUAACCGGAUCGUGUACUGCACCAUGGAGGUGGAGGGAGGAGAGAAGCUCCAGACGGAUCAAGCCGAGGCCUCCAGACCACAGUGGGGCACACAAGGAGAUUUCACCACCACACACCCCCUGCCAGCGGUCAAAGUCAAACUCUUCACUGAAAGCACUGGAGUCCUGGCUCUGGAGGACAAAGAGCUGGGAAGGGUGGUCCUUCACCCCACCACAAACGGGCCCAAAGCGGCAGAGUUGCACAAGAUGGUAGUGCCUAAGAACAGCCAAGACGUGGAUCUGAAAAUCAAACUGGUAGUUCGCAUGGACAAACCCCCCAACAUGAAGCACAGCGGGUAUCUUUACGCCUUAGGCCAGAGAGUCUGGAAGCGAUGGAAGAGGAGAUAUUUUGUGCUUGUUCAGGUGAGUCAGUACACGUUUGCCAUGUGCAGUUACCGGGAGAAGAAGUCCGAGCCGCAUGAGCUGAUGCAGUUGGACGGGUAUACGGUAGAUUACUCCGAUCCGCAGCCAGGUCUUCAAGGAGGCAGAGCCUUCUUCAGUGCUGUCCGAGAAGGCGAUCUGGUAGUCUUCGCCAGCAAUGACGAUCAGGACCGCGCUCUUUGGGUCCAGGCCAUGUACCGCGCCACAGGCCAAUCCUAUAAACCAGUAGCGCCCGCCCAGAACCAGCAGAACUGCAGAGGAGGGAGUGCGCAAAAAGAUGCCCCUGUGUCCUUACUCAGUCUGGAGAAGACUCAGAGACAGGGAGUGGAGGAGCUCAUCUCUGCCAUGCCCUGCAACUUCGACCAUGCCAGCCUGUUCUUCAUCCUGCAGAAACACACUCUCGUGCACCGCAUGAACGACUCCUUUUCCUGCCUGGGUUGGUUCAGCCCAGGCCAGGUGUUUGUUCUGGACGAGUACUGCGCUCGAUAUGGGGUGAGGGGCUGUCAUCGUCACCUCUGCUACCUGAAAGACCUGAUGGAUUUUUCAGAUAACAGCGCCCUGGUGGACCCGACCCUCCUACACUACAGCUAUGCCUUCUGUGCCUCACAUGUCCACGGAAACAGACCGGACGGCAUGGGCACAGUGACAGAACAGGAGAAGGAGGAGUUUGAGGAGAUCAGGAGCAGACUGCUGACUUUACUGGAGAAGCAGAUCACACAUUUCAGGUACUGUUUCCCCUUCGGGCGACCGGAGGGUGCUCUUAAAGCCACACUCUCUCUUCUGGAAAGGGUUCUGAUGAAAGACAUCACCACGCCGGUCCCACCUGAGGAGAUGCGUAAGAUAGUUCAGAAGUGCCUGGAAAAAGCUGCGCUCAUCAAUUACUCCCAGCUGACCGAAUACGCCCAGAUCGAAGCAGACAGCAGUCAGGCGUCUCCAGAGAAAAGGCUGGAGGACAUGAUCAGACUAGGAGAGCUGUGUAUGGAGGUCUUACAACAGAACGACGAGCAUCACUCUGAGCAACAUGCUCACCUGUGCAAUGGAAUGUUCCAUAAGCACCUCCAGGACCUGUACAUCCCUCUGGUGGUGCGGUACAUUGACCUGAUGGAGUCGUCAAUAGCUCAGUCCAUUCAUCGCGGCUUUGAGCAGGAGACGUGGCAGUCUGUGAAUAACGGCUCGGCCACAUCAGAAGAUCUAUUCUGGAAGCUGGAUGCUCUUCAGAUGUUCGUGAUGGACCUGCACUGGCCAGAGCCGGAGUUCGCCAAACAUCUGGAGCAAAGGCUCAAACUGAUGGCUAGUGAUAUGAUGGAGGCUUGUGUCAAAAGGACCAAAGUUGCCUUUGACUCUAAAAUGCAGAAGUCUUGCAAGUCGACUGAUUUCCGCAUCCCCUUGUCUGUGUGCACAAUGUUCAAUGUUCUCAUGGAUGCCAAGAAGCAGUGCUCCAAGCUCUGUGUUCUUGACCAAGGCCAGGAGCACAUGUAUUAUCCCCUUCAAGGUUUAUCUCUCUCUUUCUCACAUGCACAGCAAUGGUACAACUCUUUAAUGAAGGCUGUGUGUGCCUGGCUGACGGACAGACUCGACCAGCAGCUGCAUGUUUACCAACUCAAAACUCUCAUCAAGAUUGUCAAGAAGUCGUACCGUGACUUCAGGCUGCAGGGUGUGUUGGACAGCACAUUGAACAACAAGAGCUACGAGACGGUUUACAACCGGCUCACUAUCGAGGAAGCCACGGCGGCUGUGUCGGCCGCGGACGGUCUGCAGGGCAUUACCAUGAGGGACAGCGAUGAAGAGGAGGGUUAACGUCCCACCUACUGGACAGUCAUAAUCUUGAUACGAAGAGGUCAGAUUCCAGCUCUCCUGAUUGGAGCUCACGCUUCAUGCUCCCCAAACAGUGCUGCACUACCCUCUUGUCUAAGCCAAUGUCACCAUGCUUGUAUAAAACAUUCAUUGGCCACUUACAGACAGCUAAAGUGUCUCUGUCGUUCUGUAUUUGAUGUGCAGUCAUACGGUGGCUCAACACAAGGCAAGCUUGAAUAUCGGGACGCACUUGUAGGCACAAAUUUACCCACAAAGAACCAAGCGACGAUUUGUAAGUUUACCGCAGUGAAAACUAGAGCGUGAGGGAAGUAGCACCUGCUUAUAUGCUGUUUUUUUUUCUUGCAUCAGCUUCAGAUCCUCAGGCCAAAGCUCCAAAUAUGGUGGAUGAAAUGCUAGUUGUUCACUGUAGUAAAGUCGUGACAUUGUUCCACUCAAUAGCUAUGAAUUCACAUUCCGAUUCUUCUGUAGAA
Sinocyclocheilus grahami is the source of this 3054-nucleotide messenger RNA. Its product is annotated as calcium-dependent secretion activator 2-like. The coding region runs from base 113 to 2566 and encodes 817 amino acids. Gene Ontology annotation, biological process: positive regulation of exocytosis; synaptic vesicle exocytosis; dense core granule exocytosis. The transcript has 19 exons. The record is from RefSeq and is a predicted model, not a curated record. Lineage: Eukaryota; Metazoa; Chordata; Actinopteri; Cypriniformes; Cyprinidae. Gene Ontology annotation, cellular component: glutamatergic synapse.